Stylonychia lemnae is the source of this 1071-nucleotide messenger RNA. The record is from the annotation of a GenBank genome assembly. NCBI's taxonomy places the organism in Eukaryota, Ciliophora, Spirotrichea, Sporadotrichida, Oxytrichidae.
AUGCUUGGCUUCUGCUUGAUACCAAGACCGACUUCAACCACAUACACUUUCUUCAAGCUUUUUUAAAGAGAAAUGGAUAGAUACCUUACUAAGCAAACAAAUUCAUUCAACAUUGAUCAUAAUCAUGAAUAUGAAGAAUUCAGAAAAGCUGGGGAGCCAUCCACUUUUGUAGAUAGAGUUUAUAAAAAAUCAGAGUAACCAAGAAUUCCAUUUAAGUCUCAUAGAAUAUGGGUCACAGAUUUAAAUAAUCCUCGAGAAAUGCUCACAAUAUUUAAGGAUGUAUUUCUUGUAAACCAGCUAUCAAAGACUAAUUAAGUUUUAGAUUCAUCUGCCUCUAAAGUUGGCUAAAAGUGGGAUCACUAUAUUUGGACAUAAGAUAAAACACUUAUUCCAGAAACUGUAAAAUUUUUCAAAAGGAUCGGAGUGGAAGUUAGAGAACUUAAAGAAUUGCCUAAUUAUAAAGGUCAAAUUAGGGAGACGAUAGAUAAUUACAUGAUUGACGGAAUUGGAGUCGGAGUUGCUUGUGAUAUUCUCAGAAUGUUGAUAAAUUACGAUGAAGGUGGACUCUAUCUUGAUAUGGAUUUUUACAUCGAGGAAUGGGAUGCCAAUCUCAACUAUUAUUUUGACUUUUUCGGCUUUAGAGAUAGAGAGUUUGACGUGUAAUAUUUUACCACUUGGGGAUUCGGCUCUAAGCCAGGACAUAUAAUUCACAAAACUUAUCUCGAAAUAUUUAAUGACUUUACAUAGAUGGAUGCCGCUAAGAGACCUUAUUUUAUCAAUGAAUGCAUGUAUAAGGCAGUCGGAGCAGUCCUGUUCAAGACAGGACCAUUCUACUAUGGGAAAAUAUUCUCAAAGUUUAAUAAUUUAGAAGGAAAUCAGGAUGUGUUAAUUGAAAAUCCAACUUAUACGAAUAUUUAUGAUACUGAGUUCAAAUUUGAAGAUAAAGGUGAAAUUAAGAAUGUGACUAUUAGAUUAAUUGGAAGACAAUUUGGACAAGGCUCUUGGACUAGAGACUAUUAGGAUUUAUAGAUAUUUGGUUGGCCAGAAUUAUCAAUUGCAAAGAAUUUAUGA